This is a messenger RNA of Phytophthora nicotianae INRA-310, 141 nucleotides long. RefSeq lists its product as hypothetical. Lineage: Eukaryota; Oomycota; Peronosporomycetes; Peronosporales; Peronosporaceae. The record is from RefSeq and is a predicted model, not a curated record. The transcript has 2 exons. Bases 1 to 141 code for a protein of 46 amino acids.
AUGAUCGAUGGACUCAGGGCGAACUACAACGACUUACGGCUGCUGCGGAUAUUUGAUGCAGCCAAAAGUGACCCCAACAUGGAGAAACUGGCAGCAAAUUUGCAGAAUAAGCUCGACGCGUUGUUGGAGAAUUCAUUAUAG